CGAGUGCUCUAGCAGACGCCCAGUUUUCACAGAACUAUUGUGUUUGGGUGAAAACAACGCCACGUGAGCCUAGCACAGAAUGACGUUAGUUCUACAAUAUGUGCCAUUUUCUAGCAUGAUAGAACCUAGUUUCUGGCACAAGGUCUCUGAAAAUAAACUCAAUGUCUAUGGUCUUGACGAUCAACCAAGACAAAUUAAAGGUUUCUACUACAAUGGCGAUCCAGGGGGCAUCGCACCCAUGCUGACUAUUGACUAUGCGGCACUUGAUAUCAGCAAUGAUAAAGUGCCCCCACGCAGGCUUGUAUCACAUGGAGUGCUCAAAAUUAUGAACACAGUGGAGGCCUUCAAGGAGUGUGACAAGAAGCUUUUACUUGCUUCCCUUGGCAAUGAGAUAUGGAAUGAUAUAAAAAGUGGAGCUGCACUAAAAGAUCCCAGCUUGUUAUCAAGGUUCUUACUGCUAACAUAUCCUGAUUUGAAAAAGUACCAUUUCUUUUACUGGUUUGCUAGUCCAUGUCUUCUGGCACCAGAAUCAGUAAUGCUGAAUAAACCCCCUUGUCAGCUAAACCAGAGAUUUAAUACUGAGCAGAUUGUCAGCCUCCUUGCAUCAUAUGACAACUACCAAGCCCAGCAGCACCAGUUUCAGAAUUACUUUCUUCUUACAGAAGAGGCUGAUAGAAUCUCAGUGCAGGACAUCGGUUCUAUCAAAGAGAUUCUUUUAGAUAAUAAAAAACUGUUGGUAGGAUUCUGUGAUCCAAGCAAUUUGGAUGCUAACCCUGGCUGGCCUCUCCGGAAUCUUUUAACACUGCUGGCAUAUCACUGUGCUCAGGAUCUGCAGGAAGUGGAAGUAGUGUGCUUUCGUGAUCGCAGCCGCAAAGGUCAGCGAGAGUUCAACCAUAGUCUAGUCCUGUCCCUCAACCUGCCAUCCAUAGCUGAACUCACAGACACCCCAAAAGUGGUGGGCUGGGAGAGAAACGAACGAAACAAGCUUGGUGCUCGUAUGACUGACCUUAGCGCUACCAUGGAUCCAAAAAGGCUGGCUGAAUCUGCUGUUGAUUUAAACCUACGGUUAAUGCGCUGGCGCCUCAUGCCAGAUUUGCGCCUAGAUGAUAUUACUGCCACAAAAUGUCUCCUGCUGGGAUCAGGAACGCUUGGAUGCAAUGUAGCUCGCAACCUCAUGAGCUGGGGGAUUCGUCAUGUCACAUUUGUGGACAACGCACGCGUUUCCUAUUCCAAUCCAGUCCGCCAGUCUCUCUUCACGUUUGAAGACUGCCUUGAUGGUGGCAAGCCUAAAGCUGAAGCUGCAGCUAACGCUUUGAAAAGGAUUUUUCCCGGAGUGAAGUCUGAAGGCAUUUCCUUGUCCAUACCAAUGCCAGGACACUCCCUAUCAAGCAGUGUUGAAGAGCAAGUAGAAAAGGAUGUUCGGCAACUGGAGCAGCUUAUUCAUGACCAUGAUGCUGUCUUUCUUCUGAUGGACACCCGAGAAAGUCGAUGGCUUCCAACACUUAUAGCAGCCGCCCAUCAAAAGAUAGUCAUCAAUGCAGCACUUGGGUUUGAUACAUUCCUUGUUCUUCGUCAUGGAGUGAAAUCAGGGGAGAUGACUUCCAUCCCAGCAACAAGCAGCUCUUGCAGUGCUGAAGGUUUGCCAGGAAGUCAGCUUGGCUGCUACUUCUGCAAUGAUGUUGUCGCUCCUGGGAAUUCGAUGCGAGACCGCACACUGGAUCAGCAAUGCACAGUUACACGACCUGGUGUUUCUAUGAUUGCAUCGGCAUUGGCGGUGGAGUUGCUGAUAUCUGUGCUACAACAUCCAAAAGGUGCCAAUGCAGCUGCUGAUACAAGUGCACAUGAAGACAACCUGACAAAAGAGGCAGAGAGUUCUCUUGGAUUGGUGCCUCACCAGAUCCGAGGGUUUUUGUCCAGAUUUCACCAGAUUCUUCCUGCAGGUCAAGCAUUUGACAAGUGCACAGCUUGUAGUAAUACUGUUCUGGACCACUACCGACAGGAAGGAUUUGAGUUUCUGCGGCGUGCCUUUAAUGAGCCGCUUUACCUGGAAGAAUUAACAGGACUGAAACAGAUGCAGCAGGAGACACUAGAAGCUGAGGUCUGGGACCUAAGCGAAGAGGAGGAAUUCUCUAGCAUGGAGGCUGAAUAAAAUCCUCACCAUCCUUAUGGCAACAAAUCUGCUAAAUCAGCUUGUCGCCCAUAGUCUUUGACCUUUCCACCCUAUCCACCAAAAAAUGGUAUAGAUCACUAGUUUGAGAUGUAAAGAGGACAUGGAUCAUGACAAUGGUAAAGCAGAUGUUUGGGGUGGUUAGCAUGCAUCUCUCUUAAUCAGUACUCUGUCUCUGUUGCUGUGUUACUCCUUCCAAAACAUUUCUGAAUAACGACUGUAAACAAUGUUGUGUGCUAGCUUUUAGUUUAAUUUACUUUAAGUGGACAAAAGAGGCAGAAAGUUCUCUUGGAUUUGUUUUAUGCCAAUGGCUUUUGGCAUCAAAGGUGCAAUGUAUAAUUUAAAAUUGUUAUUUCCAGUAAGGGACCAUAUACGUGGAAACCUUCCACUAAUGUUUUAUUGUUUCUGCCAAUGUAGGUAGACUGAUGAUACUAAUCAGCCAUAGAACAUGCUGUAUUGCUAUUGUUUGUUACUCAGUCAUCCCCAUGAAACCUAAUUUAUUUCAGAUUUUUUAUGUAGCUGAGUAUAUUCAAUUUACGUGGACAGAAUGAAUGGGUUUGGUUUUUUUUUGUAAACUUAAGAGAGAAGAAUGCCACUCAGUAAAGUGCAAAAGAUUAGAUGCAUUUUCUAAAAGGCCUGGCCUGAUAUUUUCUUGGCUCACAUAGCCUGGAAGCAUGCUUAUAUUGUCUGAUAAAUAUUUUGAUUUAUUGCACUUAGUGUUUUUAAGUGCUAUAAAGAUAUUGUGCAGAGUAAGAAUUAAUGCUGUGGCAGUUGAUGUUUAAGAAGGAGCUCUUUCUCUUUACAGAAAGUGGUACACUGCAUCUUUGGAUGUAUGAAUUUUUUUUUAUUUCAACCUGCUUUAAAACUGCUGUGCCUUUCAUGGGAAAAUGAAUACUUGUAUUCUAAAUUUGGUUCAUCUCCAUAUAUGGUGGUGUAUUUUAGACUUGUUUUUAAUAUCAUGGAAUUGUGGGAGAAGGGUAAGAUCCAUCAUAUAUAGCCAGCAUAACAACCUCUGCACAGCUGUGUGAACAUGAACUUACAGAUGAAUGGAUGUUUUCUCCUAUCAAGUUGGACCUCUAUGGUAUGGUUGAGUUCAUUGGUUCUUUGAAUAUGUAUGAACAGUAUUAUAAAAAUAUACAAAUAUGUUAAUAACUUUGUGUUGCACUUUAAUUCGUUUGUGAGUGCUUACACAAAAAGCAUAAUUAUAUAUGUGUAUGCAUGUGUGUGCGUUAUCUAUACUCUUCAUGGAUAAACUGAAUCAGUACAAGAGUCAUAGCUAAUAAUGUUCCCUUAGAAAUAAAAAAAUUAUACUUGAAAUAUAUUUGCCUGAUUUGGUUGUUACUUUUAUAUUUAACCUCUGUUGAAAGUGUUGACACAAUAUUUCAAUAAAUAAAAGUCAAACACAGAAAAUAUUUUACACCUACAAUGGAUUUAUUCGUGUUAUAACCCAAGAACAAAUUAAUAUUUAUUUUUUAAAGAUAUCAGUUAAAACUGUGACAAAACAUAUAACAGUCCACUUGUCAGUCAUGAGAGCAAGUAUACAUGAUAAAUAGCUUUGAAUGACAGGUGAGAACAGAUUGGCUGCAUUCCCAGGUGGUACAUAAACUUUACCUACUGGAACCACUAAUUGAACAUAACUAGCACCUGCUUAUCCAAGUGGAUUACACACCAGAAUUUAAGACUGACUGCCUGUACUUUUCCUGUGCCAUUGGAAUCCCCAGUGAAACAGAGUUUUCUCUUUCCCAUGCAAUUGGCUUAUCUAGCUCCCAUUUUAACUCUGAAAUUUCAAGUGUAAAAGGUGCCACUAUGCAUAAAUGAAUGCAUAAUUAUCUAAAAUAAAGCCAUUUUGUCAAGUUCUUUACUAAAUAUUUUGGCCAAGAAAGAUUGUGCACAAUUAAAACUAUAAUAAAAAUGUUUCUGUCCAUUACAAACAUUGUGACAGAAAACACUGACUUGUGCAACAAAGUAACUACAGAUAAAGACCCCGUAAAAUGUAACAGUAAAAAUGAUGCCCAAUUCAUUGUGCCACACAAUUCAAUUAGUGAUUGUAAUUUGUAGAUAUACAUAAAUAUAGUGUACACAAGGAUAUUUAAACAAUCUGCUGAAGAACUGGCUUUGAGAACCUUGAUUUAUCAACAAUAGAAACAAGAAAGUUGUCUUCUUAAAUUCAUUAAGGAGAGCAAAAUUAACAUUGCAUCCUAAAACCUGUUGAAAUCUUGUGAUGCUGGUACAUGCAUUUCUGAUACAACCACCAUAUUGGCCUUAUCUGUAAAGGUUUAUCUACUCAUAAUUUUCACACAUGACUUAGGUGCAUUCUUUUUGUGGAUGUUUAAGUAUAUAAUAGCAUAAAUGUUAGUACCUUUGAAAACAAAAACUAGAAAUGUUGACCUUUCAGUAUAAACAGGGCUGUUUUAAAAAUAAAUCCCUGUUCAACAACUUAAACUUGGGAUGAGCAACAGGUUCUAAAAAAAGCAGACAUCACCUUCAACUGAUAAUUGAAAACAAAGCACACAAUGUGGUGGCCUACAAGAACAAACAAGAAGGGAUGAGGGAAUUGAGGGAAAAGCACUGCAAAGACACAAAAUGAUGUCUAUGUAGUCACAAUAAUGGAAUGAAAAUGGUUUUUAAUAAAACACUCAUUUUAAACGGAACAUUAUGAUGCCUUCUGCAGUGUAAUUCAAAUAUAAGGGUGCCAUAGAGUGGGCUUGCUGUGGUUUAAUUCACUUGGUGUUAAUCUGUCUGCAUUUUGGGGAUAGGUACUUUCCUUCCAUAGGCGUUCAGAGACUUGGUUUUGGUCCUUGAGACAGAUGGUAUCUUCCCAUUUUUCUUUUUAUUGUCUCUUAAUUUUUUUUUAUCAUAUUGAUGUCACACUUCAAAUCACAAGAGAUUCAAGGGAGCACAUCAAAACCAACAGCCUCCUUAGUAAAUUAAGGAUAGGAAAUGUCACCAAAAACCAGAC
Pomacea canaliculata is the source of this 5126-nucleotide messenger RNA. RefSeq names its product ubiquitin-like modifier-activating enzyme ATG7. Gene Ontology annotation, biological process: autophagy of mitochondrion; autophagosome assembly; C-terminal protein lipidation. Gene Ontology annotation, cellular component: phagophore assembly site; cytoplasm. The record is from RefSeq and is a predicted model, not a curated record. The coding region runs from base 80 to 2149 and encodes 689 amino acids. NCBI's taxonomy places the organism in Eukaryota, Metazoa, Mollusca, Gastropoda, Architaenioglossa, Ampullariidae. The transcript is spliced from 19 exons. Gene Ontology annotation, molecular function: Atg12 activating enzyme activity; Atg8 activating enzyme activity.